This is a messenger RNA of Tricharina praecox, 6448 nucleotides long. RefSeq names its product armadillo-type protein. Gene Ontology annotation, biological process: intracellular protein localization; endocytosis; retrograde transport, endosome to Golgi. Gene Ontology annotation, cellular component: endocytic vesicle; membrane; Golgi apparatus. Lineage: Eukaryota; Fungi; Ascomycota; Pezizomycetes; Pezizales; Pyronemataceae. The transcript is spliced from 5 exons. The record is from RefSeq and is a predicted model, not a curated record. The coding region runs from base 164 to 6244 and encodes 2026 amino acids.
CCGGGACCUACUCGCGUCUUGGCAUGACAGGCUGCUGCUCCUGAACCAGCGCAGCUGUCCCCCUCUUGUGCGUAGUAUACCGCAUCUCCACCAUCUCUCCUCCGUGAACCCUGAUACUUCCCACGCACUACUACGCUACCCCCCUCCACGGCACUCGCCCACAAUGGCUGUCGAGAUAGCCCCCGAGGCUGUUCAGCUGGACCUCAUAAAGCUCUCCGCCAUCACCGACGAGCCGCAGCAGCAGCUAUACGUUCUCAACUUCCUGACGAGCAUCGAGCGCUUGGUCGAGCGGCUCGACGCGGACGGUGCCUCCGCCUACCAGCUGUUCGUCCAGCGCGAGCUCCUAAAAGUUAUCCAGCUCACCGUGCCGGCGCCCACACGGUUAACACGCAACAUCCUUGGCCGGUGCUUCUCGGGAGUGUUCUCCAAGGGCGACCGGAAGCUACUCUACGAUUCGGUUAACGAGCUGGUUGGCAUCAUCAAUGGCGGGAAGGAUAAAGACGUACGGACGAAACAUGCGGCGGCGCAUUGUCUAGGGGAGAUCUUUGCGGUUGCGGGUGACAGUGCUAUAUCGGUCUCGACGUUUGCUUGCAGCUCGUUGUUGAAGCUUCUGAAGAACUCUGGAAAUAAUUGCGGUGUCAGGAGUACUACGCUCAGGGCUAUGGGAAACGUCUUUAAGCUGCUUGGCCCUAUGGCGGAUGAAUCCAUUGCAAGGGAUAUAUGGAAGUCAGCAAGGAAUGCGGCCGCUGGGGACAAGGCGGCGGUCGUGCAAGCUUCGGCUUUACAGUGUCUGGAAGAUAUGCUCAAGAGCACGCCUUACUUUACUACACUUCAAGAUUACGAGAAACUACAAGCCUCAAUACUCAAGGCAUUCGACACACAGUCAGCGAAUGUACGGAGGGCUGCUGCUUCGUGCCUGGCUUUGACAUUGGUCCAGGCAUACUCGACCGAUCCGGAGAUGCUGAUCAACAAGAAUCUCAAGAAGGCUAAGAAGGUGAAGCGAUCGUCGGUGGCACUUGAAGAUGACGACAGGGUGGUAAUGGAAAGACCAGGAUCGCCGGCCCCGUCGAAGAAGACGGUAGUACGGAUGGCUCUGUCACUGGAUGAAAUAUUGCGGCAGCUCUCUGGACAGUAUACAAAGACAACGACACCGCCGCGAGUCCGUGCGGGUAUUGCGCAGACAUAUGUAGAAGUUAUGAUGCGUUUUGGCACGAGUAUUGUGGAAUCAAACUACGCUACCAUCUCCAAUCACUUGCUCGUAAAACUGCUGUCAAGCCCGGUAAUCACUGCCAACAGAUUCCGGCUGCUGACUACGAGGAAAUACGUAAGGGUCAUCUUGGAGGAAGUGAUCGGACAGAGGCUGCUGGGGGAGACCGGCCAGCUGAAUGCCGCACGGACGCUGGUGAACGACACCAUCAAGGACUAUCCACAGGUCAUCAAGGACAAGCCCGAGCCCAGCAAACACACACUCAUCGGUGCAUUGCAUGCAUUGUCGUCUCUCAUCAAGGCCUUGGGAUCCGCCACAACGGGAAUACAGGAUGCGAUUAGAGAUGGGCUCUUGCAGGUCAUCCAGCAUCCAAACUACUCGGUUCAGAUCACGACGAGUUGGUGUCUACGGGCAUUCGUCAUGGCCAUUCCAUCUCAGCUGCUCCCGAUCCUCACUAUCUGCAUGAACAAUGUCAACCGCGAACUGACGCAACUGACCACUCGCCGGCCACUAUCGACGGAGACCAUACGGCGGUGCACCGGAUAUGCCAAUGGACUCGCCGCGGCCAUAAGUACCGCCCCUGUACAGCCGUUGUACGCGUCGGUGGAUGUCACAUCCCGCAUCCUUUCCAUGGCCACAAACCUGCUGAAGUCCAGUGGCGAGUACGAGCUCCGGAUCUCGAGCACACAGAUUCAAGUGGCAUGGAUCAUCAUCGGCGGACUGAUGGCGCUGGGACCGAAUUUUGUCAAGAUACAUCUCUCGCAGCUUCUCCUGCUGUGGAAGAAUGCAUUGCCCAAACCGCUCGCGAAGGAUUCGACGACGGAGCGGUCGAUGCUGGAGCUCUCGUUCCUGGCACAUGUGAGGGAGUGCGCGCUCGGGUCGAUUCUUUCCUUUCUGGAGUUCAAUCACCGCCUCCUGACGACCGAUGUCUCCAAGCGGAUAGCAGCGAUGCUGCAGAAUUCAACGCUCUUCCUGAACGGACUGCCAUCCCGCAAGACCACGGAUGACGUCACGCAGCUCCUGCAACAGUCGCUCCAACUACUCGAUUUUGACCUUAUGGUGCGACGGCGAGUGCUGCAAUGCUAUGUGAAGCUCGUCAAGCUCUCACACGCCGAGGCGGUUCAGGCAAACCUGUUGACGAUUGCGGUGAGUUUCUUCGCCGAUCCGGAAAAGUACACGCCGUCGUCGCUCAGCACCGCCAUCGCCACGGCAAGCAACUUCGAAAGUCUAUGGGAGAUCGCGGAUAAUUACGCGUACGGUGUCACCUCGUGUGUUAAGGGCUACGAUGUGGAUGCGUUUGCGUUUGAGGGCCGGGGAAGCAAGAAGACUAUUAAGCAUUGGAUGACCAGGGAUAGCCCGGAUGCUAGGAUCGAGGAUUCGCUGCAUACGCCAGUUAUUGGGUCAAUCGAGCAUGACUCGGUGAACCUGUACCUUUCCGACCCGCAGGGGGAAGAGGCGUCGCCUGCCCCACCGGCUACGGCAGUUGUCAACUCGGCGAUUGAUCUAUUCACCGCGCUCCUGCCGAUCCAGCAGCCAAAGGUUCAAGAGAGUAUCUUGGAGCAGAUCGCCACGUUCCUAGCAUCAAAUACCCUCCAGCGGGACCCAGGACGGAAGGCCGCAAUGACCGUUAACGUCGCUGUGGCACUCCUCGGCGUGACCAAGUUGACCGUCAGCGGUGAGGUGCCGGGCGCGAAUCUUAGUGCUCCUAGCGUUCUCAAGAUCAUUUCCGAACUGCUUCAGGGCUUCGUGGUUCUUCCAGACCCAUUCGUUAGAAAUAUCGCUUAUGAAGCGCUGGGAAGGCUUUGCAGCAUCGGCGGGAAUAAUUUCACCGGGAAUAUCAUCAAAUGGCUGGUCGAUACGGUCGUCAACAAUCGAGAUCCGAAUGCUCGCGCUGGUUCCGCGGUAGCUCUGGGCUGUAUACACUCCCAUGUCGGUGGCAUGGCUGCCGGGUUCCAUCUCAAGACUAUCGUUGGGAUUCUCAUGUCCCUUAGCAGCGAUCCGCACCCGAUCGUACAUUUCUGGGCGCUGGAAGGUCUGGCUAGGACCAUCGACUCGGCUGGAUUGACCUUCUCGGGAUAUGUGUCCAGCACGAUGGGAAUGUUAUCCCAGCUGUAUGUUGCUGAAACGCAUAACGCCGAAGUCUCUUCACUGGCGACCUCGAAUCUGGAGCUGGAGCUGCCAACCACGGGAAUUCUUGUCCGUUGCAUCGACUCACUGAUCGGUGUCCUCGGCCCGGAACUCCAGGACAUGAGCAAAGUGCGCGAGCUGAUUCUAACCAUGGUCGAUCAGUUCCUUAAGGAAUCUGACAACCUCACGGUGAUGGAAGCGCUCCGCUGCCUGGAACACUUCUCGAUGUUUGCACUCGGCCAUGUGGAUGUCACCCGGUACCUCAAGAUGCUGCAUCAGGGACUCGGAUCCGACGACGGCGAGAUGAGGAAUGUUGCCGUGGAUGGAUUGUACCAGCUCCUGAAGGCUCAUGCAGAGAGGAUCCUCAAGACGGCCGACCCGAAGCUCGAGGAGCAGUUGUGGAUUACGCUAGACGAAAAUCCCACACACGAAGGUGUUCGGAAUAUCGUACGCAACUGGAUGGGACAGACAGGAAUCACUAAGACGGGUGAGUGGGUGGAUCGCUGCCAGAUGGUUAUGACAAAGACGGUGGAGAGGAAGGGCGGUCUUGCCGUACACGAAGUACCUAAGCCUACCGGCGGGACAACGACGGAUCUUAAUGAUGAGGAAGUCGCGGGCAUGGCUGGCAACGAGGCCGAGUCAAAGCCGACGGGACAGGAGCCACUGCGAUGGCAGGUACGGACCUUUGCAAUAGAGUUGCUAGGAGAACUACUGUCGCUUUCUGCAGAGGAGUUGGCAAGGAAUCCAGAGUCACCACUGCAGCAGAGGCUCCUCGAAAAGAUAGGUGAUAUCAUCAAGAUGGCGUUCUCCGCGUCUACCGCGAAUGUGGUUGAUCUCAGGAUCGGUGGUCUGAGGAUUAUCGAUCAGGUGCUCAAAAUGUUUGGACACACCGCGGACCCGGAUUUCCCGGAUGCACCGCUGCUGGAGCAGUAUCAGGCGCAGAUUGGAAGUGCAUUGACGCCGGCAUUUGCCGUGGAUUCGAGCCCGGAGUUGGCGACGCAGGCGGUCAAUGUUGGCGCUGCGUUUAUUGCAACCGGUAUCGUGAAGGACAUUGAUCGCAUGGGCAGGAUUUUGAAGCUCGUUACGCAGGCACUGGAGAAUUUUUCGACGGAUGCGGAGAACGCAUCAAUUGGGGACUUGAAGGGACUUAGCUCCAAUGCCCAGGUUAUGGUCAAAAUGGCGGUACUCAGGGCCUGGGCAGAGCUUCAAGUGGCCAGUCUGGAGCAAUCAUAUCUGGUUGAUGUCGUUAAGCCCCAUAUCACCACGCUUGCUCCGAUGUGGCUCUCGUCGCUACGGGAGUUUGCACGGUUGCGGUUUGAGCCGGAUAUCUCUGCCGGUGGAUCGGGAUCCUCGUCAAUUGGUGGGUCGAUCGAAACGAUCUAUGCUGCCCUCAACCGCGAGACUUUGCUCGGUUUCUAUCAGGACUCUUGGUUGAAGCUGGUCGAUGCGAUCGCCAGUUUGAUUGAACAGGACAGUCAGUUCGUUUUCGACGCUCUGGAUGGGAAGUCUUCUCCUCCAGGAGCGGUCAUGAGCACGACGCAACCCCGCGACGAUAUUAACUAUAGAGACGAGCCGGUGGCGUUCUUUUUCGUGCUGUUUGGUAUUGCGUUCGAGGCGCUGGUCGCACGGCCGGGCGUGGACUCACUGGCCACAAAGGAGCAGACCUUGGAGAUUCUGCUGGCUCUUAAGAAGAUUCUGCAUCCAUCUGUCUGCGGCCAUGCAAUCUACCAGGACACCAUAUUUUCAGAAACGAUGGACCUGUUGGAUAGACUUGUUCUCACGGAAGGCCUGGCAGUACAGUCGGCAAUCGUGGACAUUGCCCGAGCACUAUGUGUGGAGCACCCCGCGGCCCGGAAGAAGGGUGGAAAGGAUGCCAAGAGCGCCGAUGGGUUGACGGAGGAGAUUGACCAGUUGUUUGAGCUGACCCGUCUGAUCGUGCUGGUCCUUGCCGGCUUGUUGCCGAACCUUGUCGAUUUGAAGACACAGAUCCGACAGCAGCUGAGUGAUGAGGCUACAAACUUGAUCAGAGUCAGUCUGGAUGCCCUGGUGGAUGCGGCCGAGGUCUUCCCGGCGGUCAUUAGGAUGGAUCUGUACGCGUCGAUUCUGCAUGUCUUUACAACGAUUUUUGGCACGGGUGUUUGUCAGUCUGAUGUCGUCCCUCGUUCACUGCCCAUAUUCAAGAGGUUCAUCACGAUCCUCACGAAGGGAUCCAGUAAGAAUGAUGCGGAUCUUGUGGUCAUGCAGGCCCGCAGCUGCCUUAGCAGCAUCAUGCGGGUCCUCGAACACGCUAAAAUCCGCGGUGAAGUCGGCAUCCCCUGCGUCCGAAACACCCUGAUGGCCGCCACAAUCGUCGUUACCGCCGGCGUCAACAUCCUGCCGACGAAUGAAGAGCACUUACCCAAGCUCUGCGACCAAAUCCUCAGCUCCCUGGACGACCCCCUUACCUCCACUAUCGCCGUACAAUGUACGCGGUCGCUCGUCAUGUCCUCCCCCAAAACCGCCUGUGACCAAGAAAUAAUCCGCAAUCUUCUCCCCAAGCUGAUCAACUUUGUCACGACGACCACGCCCUCCACGCCCGCAACCGGAGCCGUGUGUGCCAUCCUCACCACUUUCGCACGUACGCUCUUUGGCGAGACGCAGAUGCAGGUCGCAAUUAGCCUGUUCGUGCCAAUGCUGCUGGAACGUGCACGCAUCGAUGGCACCCCCGAGGUGGGAAGGGAAACCGCGACGAGACUGCUCGAGCUCGCACAGACAGACCAGAAUGCGUUUAAAGCGGUGGUGGCGAACUUGGAUGCAAGGCAGAGGACAUACAUGGAGGAGGUCUUGAGGAGUAAUGUUGCUGGGCCGAGGAGGGAGGUGGUAGUGGGGAGUGGCCAGCCGAGUAUUGCGCUGAAGAUGAAUUUUGGCUAGAUGGUAGAUGAGACAGUGUUUUGAUGGUUUUCUUGCGGUUGUUCCGAGCGGUCUUUUGCUGUUGAAGAGGACUGGAGGUUGUGGUUGUGCGGUCUAUUUACUUGCUUUGCUUGUUGAUGUUGCUGUGUGCUGUGUGCUGUACAUACGCAUGUCGAUCUGGAGAGAUCGAUUAUGAUGGGUAAUUCCGAAUGGAUUAGAUGGAAA